AUGAACUUGAACGAGGGAAGACCUGUCACCCAGCCUCAGACUUCCUCCUACGCCGCAUUGGACGCAGACUUCAUCAAGACACAUCCUCGAGACAAGCCCGAAAUGGUCAUUCCGGAGUCACCCGCUGACUCCGGCAGCAGCGAGACGAGACCAUAG
This is a messenger RNA of Anthostomella pinea, 156 nucleotides long. Lineage: Eukaryota; Fungi; Ascomycota; Sordariomycetes; Xylariales; Xylariaceae. The record is from the annotation of a GenBank genome assembly.